Molecule: messenger RNA, 841 nt
Organism: Lingula anatina
Lineage: Eukaryota; Metazoa; Brachiopoda; Lingulata; Lingulida; Lingulidae
Source: RefSeq, a predicted model, not a curated record
UCAGUGACAGCAAAAAUAUAUAACAGGUAUAUAUAUUACACCCAGGUUGUGAGUGUUGACCAUGCCUCUACUCAACGAUAUUCUUAUCUUCAGCUACUACUGCUGCUACUGCGCAAUCGUUCUUCUAGACUGGUUACUCCAUGUCGUCCUGGGGCGUCGCUUUACUCCGCUCACAGAGGACAGCCUGCUCCGAGAUCUGUCUCUUAACGACCGCCGUUUGCUGCUGUCCGACAAUCUUACUGGGCGCUGGUGGUACCAGGGGUUCACUCAACUGUUGAAAUGUUACCGUGAAGAUGACACCUGCUCGGUGGCUGGGAGGAUGAGGAUAGAAAUCAGAUGGAAGGAAAUAAUAAAGAACAGACUUGCUAUAUCUAGGCGACUACCGACUGUGGACUUGACCAAGUGCCAUAUCAAGGAGCCUAUUUUCAUCAUUGGGCCAACGCGUACGGGGACAACCUUUCUGCAGAGCUUGCUGUACCAGGACCCGCGGAACACUACACCACUCUUCUACGAGUUGAUGUGCCCCGUGGAGGAGAACACAGACGCUGUGAACGCUGGGAAAGAUCCACGUGUUCUCAUGUUCAGUUUCUUUCUAGAAGCCGCAUACCGAGGUAAGCGACUGUUUAGAAACAUUCACAACAUCCAGGCCAAGAGUCCUCACGAGUGUGUCCCUUUGUUCGAAAAUAUGGGGAUAUCUAAGGCUUACCAAGGGAUAAGCGGUAACAGUGGACCAUACAGAGACUGGGUGCGCGCUCGAACCAAGGAAGAGAUGGUGGAAGCCUAUCGUUUCCAUCGAUUGCAACUUCAGCUUAUUCUUUUAGCAAGAAUUAAAUCGUACUGA